Drosophila takahashii is the source of this 327-nucleotide messenger RNA. RefSeq lists its product as uncharacterized. The record is from RefSeq and is a predicted model, not a curated record. NCBI's taxonomy places the organism in Eukaryota, Metazoa, Arthropoda, Insecta, Diptera, Drosophilidae.
AUGAUUUUUGUAUUCAAAUGCGGAUUGCUCCAACCAGUUUGGCCACUUCCUCCAGCACCAGCACCCAAGGGAGUGUCCGCCGAGUGGCAGGACUCGUAUCCUGCUGACGGCAGGAUUGGCCCAACGCCCAUCGGUCAAGCUGUGUGCGAAUCCCAUCCAAAAUGGCCAAUGUCCCAUGUUCGCUCUUCGCUUUUUAUUACUACCAAACUCUUUGUUCGCUGGCCUCGACAAAGGGGUCAAUUCGAAAGGGCAACAGUUGAUGUUCAGGGCGCAUGUGUUGCGUCCUGGAAUGGGUGGCCAUUUUGUAGCCAGGACCAACCGAAUUAA